Molecule: messenger RNA, 2088 nt
Organism: Frankliniella occidentalis (western flower thrips)
Lineage: Eukaryota; Metazoa; Arthropoda; Insecta; Thysanoptera; Thripidae
Gene: Actbeta
Product: inhibin beta chain
Exons: 3
Coding region: 20-844 (274 amino acids)
Biological process (GO): SMAD protein signal transduction
Cellular component (GO): extracellular region
Molecular function (GO): cytokine activity; growth factor activity
Source: RefSeq, a predicted model, not a curated record
AUAAGUGACAGCUAUCUAUAUGGACUUUGCAGGCCACACGCUCAACGGGCAGACCCUGCUGGAGUUCUCGCUGGCGCGCGAGGAGGAGGGCCUGCCCAUCCAGGAGGCCACGCUGUGGGUGCGCGUGGACGUGCGCGACUCGCGGCGCAGGAAGCUGUCCGACCGCAACCUCACCCUCUGGGUGUUCCGGGUGCACGGCAAGCACUUCAACACCAGCCACGUCAGUGACGAGGACUUCGACUCAUACACCUCGAUGGCGGGCUCGCUGUCGGUCUCGCUGAGCGAGCUGGGCUGGAAGAAGAUCAACCUGACCCAAGCCGUGCAGCACUGGUACGCCGAGGGCUCCGGGUCCCGCGGCCGGCUGCGCCUGCUCGUCGACUGCUCAGGCUGCGGGGAGCUAGUCGAGGUCACCCUCUUCCGGCCGGAGACGACGGCGGACGACCGGCGUCGGCCCUUCCUGGUCGUCAAGACGGAGCCGCCCAGCAAGCGGGUGCGGCGGCGCGCCGUGGCGUGCUCGGGGGCGCUCCCCGGCGAGUGCUGCAAGCAGGAGCUGUACGUGAGCUUCAAGGACCUGGGCUGGGACGACUGGAUCAUCGCGCCCGGCGGCUACCGCGCCAACUAUUGCCGGGGCAACUGCAGUCACUACCGCACGCCCGACACCUACCACAACUACCACACGCACGUCAUGGAGGAGUACCGCCGCCUCAACAAGCUGGUGGACAUGCAGCCCUGCUGCGCGCCGCUGCGCUUCAGCUCCAUGUCUCUCAUCUACUUUGACAUGGACAACAACAUCAUCAAGAGGGACCUGCCGAAGAUGGUGGUGGAGGAGUGUGGCUGCCCGUAGGCUGCUGGGCUGCCUCCGGGGGGGUCCGACGGCUCUCCGGUGCUGCCGCUGCCUCUAGACCGUGGCUACCUCAGCGCCACGUACGGGCUUCCCUACUGCCUUAUAAGUCUUUCACCUUUCACCAUUUUGUUGCAUUUGUUACUGCCACGAACGUCGGGGCUUGCGGGCCAAAGCAAGUCUUGAAACGGACGUAAAAGUGCUAGAAGUGCGGAAAGUGUUGUAAUGGUGACAGGAGUAUUCGCCAGACAAACGAAACGUUAAUACGAACGCUCCUCAGUGUUGUUAUGCAAGUUUGCCGUGCAAUUAGGACACGUUUUAGUCUUCUCUCUAUUGAAUUACUCAGAAAAAAAAUGCCAAGACUACUCUAGUGAUCUCUCCGCCCCUUCCUGGAGCGACUGCGGGCCGCUCCACGUAGUUGGGUACGACGUGCCCCAAAGAAUCGUGGAAUAAUUGUUUAAAGUAAUUAUAUGGAUUAAUAAUUAUUAAGUGCGGUGUGUGCAUGGCUCUGUGAGCAUCACAUGUCCUUGACUCACAUUCAGUCGUACCUUGUAUUUUUCCUUAUUAUUUUAUUUUUGUUAAUUUGUUGUUUGUGUUUUUGUAAAGUAAACUUGUUGUUCUUGUGUUGCUCCUCUUAAAUGGCAUGUUACAGUCCCUUCCCUGCUCCUUUGCACCACGCGCGCUGCAUUAUGUGCUGCGGGGUGUCGCAAUACACCAUAAAUGAAUUUUUCUGUAGAACCUUAAAGAGUUUUGGAGCCAGGAAGGGCAAGUAAGAACAUCAAUGGCAUGAUUCGUGAAUUACGCUUUUUUUAAGCCUCCUGUGUACUUCUUUACAAAACUCGAUGAUUCUUCCGUAAACGUGUUUUACGAUUUAGUUUCUAUUUAUUUGUUUUGUUUUUCAGAAUGUACUAUACUACCCUUGUUUCACACUGUAAAGUGUUUUAUUCUUUGCAACGUACAUGACAUAUUGAGGCGUUUGACAACAAACAAACUCUGUGCCAGUCUACAACACAAACAAGUAACUCAUAAAGAGUUCGCAGGUUUGCAAAUAAAUACCUCGUAAUUUAAACAGUAUAUUAUGAAACGGUUGCAAUUGUUUGCAACGUUGCAAAGAAUAUUUGUUUGGUAAGCAUUUUACAGUGCACCCUGUCAAAAGUCUACGAAGCACCCAUUCAUAAUUUUCGAAGGGUAACGAUUAUAGCCUGCGAAAAAAUCAAAGGCUCAAGUAAAACUUGCAAUACAACUUU